AUUGGCUUUUCAAACACAUUGUUAAAUAACUCAAAACGAUAAAUUCAAGGAUGUCAGAACUGGAUAUUGUACAUCGUGCAUUUUGGAGAAAAUAUUAUACUGUCAGAGUAGUGACGGUUUUCAUUGGAGGCUUCUCGUCAGUGAUUGGUAUAUGGGCCGCAUGCUUGUUCCUCACCGCGAAAGGUUCCCACAAGCAAAGCGUAAAGAUCUUCUGGACAUGUAGCUCAAUUACAUAUUCCUUGUCUUCACUGCUGCUCGUUGUUGGCGCUCUGAACAAUCGUCGGUACUUGUUUGUGCCCUGGGUAAUGCUCAUCCUGAUGGGAAUCGCCGCGUAUACAAUGGUUCUUGACUGGAUAGUCCCAGUUAUUAUGUUGGCCCUACUACUGUCAGUGCUAAUCAAUUUUAUAUUCCUUGGAACUGUGAUCUAUCAGUACAGAGCGCUAAGUCGUCUGAAUAUUUUUCAAUAAACAUGCAUCCUUAAAAUAAA
This is a messenger RNA of Drosophila pseudoobscura, 487 nucleotides long. RefSeq lists its product as uncharacterized. NCBI's taxonomy places the organism in Eukaryota, Metazoa, Arthropoda, Insecta, Diptera, Drosophilidae. Bases 51 to 467 code for a protein of 138 amino acids. The transcript is spliced from 2 exons. The record is from RefSeq and is a predicted model, not a curated record.